This is a messenger RNA of Pocillopora meandrina, 450 nucleotides long. The record is from the annotation of a GenBank genome assembly. NCBI's taxonomy places the organism in Eukaryota, Metazoa, Cnidaria, Anthozoa, Scleractinia, Pocilloporidae.
AUGAAACCUCCUCCAGCUGGUAGCGUUGAUCCCAACAUUGAGGCAGCCAUGAAGGAAUUGGUUGACAGGUAUCGACCUGUCAGGCAAAGGACGGUAAGAAGUGAAUCAACAAAAGACAAAGCGGGAGCCCUGCCGCCGGCUGUAUAUUCCAAUACGUCAUCGUGUACUAGAGUAACAUUCCAAGAGGAUGUUCAAGACGAUCCAGGGACAGGCAAUAAAGAACGAGUCGACCAGGAUACAAAUAUUCCACGAGCUACAAACGAAGUACCGAGAAUCACCUUUGUUGACGAAAGCAUGCUCGGAAUUGUCGCAGUUGGUGACGUGACAGACCUGCUCGAGCAAGAGGAUGAAUUCGACACCGACUCGGAGAGCGAUGCGAACAAUGAUAUAGACAUAACGUUCAGCAGAUUUGGUCGCGCCACCCGCGCUCAUUUCCGCCUUGAUCUCUAG